Daphnia pulex (common water flea) is the source of this 4274-nucleotide messenger RNA. Its product is annotated as interference hedgehog-like. The transcript is spliced from 13 exons. Gene Ontology annotation, cellular component: axon; plasma membrane. Lineage: Eukaryota; Metazoa; Arthropoda; Branchiopoda; Diplostraca; Daphniidae. The record is from RefSeq and is a predicted model, not a curated record. Gene Ontology annotation, biological process: nervous system development; axon guidance; cell-cell adhesion. Bases 833 to 3790 code for a protein of 985 amino acids. Gene Ontology annotation, molecular function: protein binding.
GUUGCCUCUUGGCGUUCGUCGGCUAGUGUCGUCGUUUUCUGGUGUCUAUAAGAAUUUUUGAUCAACAAGUUUUGUGUGUCGUGUAUUUUCCUUCGAAAUUAUCUCCCGUUUCACUGUGUGUGAGAGACGUGAAGAAAGACCCAAGUCGAGUGUUAACUGUUGAAAUCGAACGGUCAAAACGGUGGCGAGUUGAUCGGCCCUGGUAUUUCCAUUUUUCAAGACCAAUCGCGUCUUCUUUCCAGAGAGAAAACGUGUGUGUGUGUUGCCGACUUAUUUAGCUCCAGGGUGACUCUCUCCCCUUCUCUUUCUACAAGAAAAGAAAUUUUUUAUUUUUUUCCAGAAAAUUUACACAUUUUCACGUCGAUUAUCGCAAUCGAGUGGUGGUAGAAUUUUGGGUGCCAAGUUUCUUUCGUGAAAACGACAAGUGCGCCACGUGAUCCUGCGUUGCAGAUGGAAUCAAAACAUUGACCGUCUCACAUUCCUACCGUCGAGUCUGCUGUUCGUUUUUUGUUUGUGCGAAACUUUUUUUGAUUUUAUUUUGGCGAAAAAGCCGAAAAGAAAAAAGAAUCAAAAAGAGAAAGGUGUUGUGUUUAUUUUGGCCGGGUCUUUUUUGGAAACAAAUGGCGGCGCUCGGCCGCCAUCUACUCAACGGAGGAAUCGGAGGCUGACAUUGUGCGAGCGGUUGAUGAACGAGCGUCUCGAGAUUGAAGAGGACGACUUGGACGACGAAAACGGGAGGAGGACCGUUUCUGCUUCUUCUCCUUUUACGAGUCCCUUAUAACCGGUGCUGCUGCUGUUGUUGUUGUUUCGCCCGUCGUUUGGCGAUUACAUCAUGGCCGCCGCUUCUGUCGGUCCCCGCUGCUACUCUUGCUCCGGCUUCUGGACAGCGUCUUUAGUCAUCGCCAGCCUUCUGGCUGCUGCUGCCACUGCUGUUGGUGGUGCUGUGACAAUGACGUCGGGAGUGUCUUUCGUCCGCUCACCUCAGCCGAUCGUGGCGCCUCCCGGCGAUCGAGUCGUUUUCGAGUGCGAGACCAACGUUCCGGCCGAGCGGGUCGUCUGGCUCCACAAUGGCGCCGAUAUGUCAGCUCAUUACAAUAGCUCCAACAGCGGAGGAACUGCUUCGAAUCGGCGUAAAGGCAGGAGAGCCAUCGACGAUGAUGCCGCCUCGUUUAGAAUGCGAGAGGUGGAAGGAUCGUCCAAAUCAGCCUUACAUCUUAUACUCAGGAUCAAUAAGAAUCCGCAUCGAUAUCGACAACAAGCCGGAGACUAUCAGUGUGUUGCAUGGUUUGGUGCCGUGGCAUUGACGUCACUACCUGCCCGGCUGUCCAUCGCCGUCCUGGGCGAUUUUCCACAUUUGCCACCGUCGUUUGUAACGUCGUUGGAAUCCGAGUCAGUUCAGUCAUCGGGACCUGGCCGGCCGACGUUAAGAGAUAAUGGCAGCGGGUUAUCGAGCAGUGGCAGUGUCUACGUGCUGGAAGUGUUUUCCGGCGAGACGGCCGUUCUUCCAUGUCCGCCGCCCCCAUCCGAUCCGCCUGCCACCAUCACCUUUUUCAAGGAUGGCAAGCCCGUCAUCAACAAUGAGCGUGUGAGACUGAUGUUGUCGGGUAAUCUGCACGUCAUCAAUGUCAGCUCGUCGGACCAAGGGCAGUACAAGUGCACGGCAGCCAACCACAUCACUGGCGAGCUAAUCGAUGGCCAGCGCGUUCUCAAGUUGGUGGUUAAAGGAGCCCCGGUUCGAACCAAACCGGCCACAAUCACUUGGCAACCGGAAGAGCGAUACAUCAGCCAGAUUGGGCAUAACGUCACCCUGGAAUGUGCUGUGACCGGCUGGCCGAAACCGCAGAUCCGAUGGAUCCGCGACAGCAACCGACCACUUCCUGUGGGCCGUUCGUAUUACCUCGGGGGAGGAGCCCUGGUUGUCACCGGAUUGAUGGACCAGGACGAAGGGGGUUACAUCUGCGAAGCGUCGAAUGCGGCCGGUCCGCCCCUUCGAUCGUCGACUCUCUUGCAGCUCACCGAACCGGUUUCCAUCGUCAAAUCACCCAAAGAUGCCCGGGUCGAAGAAGGAGCCCGUGUCAGCAUGUCUUGCGAGGCUCGAGGACGGCCGCCACCCCAGCAGUAUUGGGUCUUUAACGGCAACGCCGUCAGUAACGACACUCACGUCAUCAUUACAGAUCAGCAAUUAACCAUCAUCAACGUCACUAAACGUCACGCCGGAAUCUUCCAGUGUUUCGUGUCCAAUUCGCUGAGCAAAGUGGACGGCGGGGCAGCCACUCUGGAAGUGGUGCCCCGAUCCAAAGUCGCUUCUUCCGACUCUUCCAGUUCGUCGUCUUCGUCCCUCACGGCCUUCUCGGACGAAGAAGAGGACGACGAUCUCGAUUCGGAUAGUUUCUUCGAUCCCAUGACUGGAACAUCUCCGCCGGCCAAACACGCCCAGGAUGCAGAGAAAAAGGGCAAGGGCAAAGGUGGCAAAAAUCGACCCAGAGAAAUGAUUCCGCCCACUCGACCCAAUAUCACGCGGUUGACGGACGAGUCGGUCAUGGUUCGCUGGUCGGUUCCGCUCAACGAGGGACUGCCCAUCGAAUUCUUCAAAGUUCAGUACAAGGAAUCGGACAAGCGGGGCUCGCGCUGGAAGACGAUCGACGAGGACAUUCCUUCGCAUAUUCGCAGCUACGAAGUUUCCGGUCUCAAAUCCGGACAGACUUACAGGUUCCGGAUAGCGGCCGUCUACUCCAACAAUGAUAACAAACUGGGUCCCAAUUCCAGCCGCUUUCUCCUGGAGAAAGAGGCGCCGAAGAGGAAACCCGGUUACAGUCCCCUGAUUGAAAUCGCCGAGGCCGUCAGUCAAUCGGCCAUCAUGAUCCAGUGGAAGUAUCCGGAGCUGGACAGCGUUCCUCUAGAAGGUUUCUUCAUUUAUUACCGUUCGACGACCAGUGCCGGAGAUUACACCAAGGUGACGGUCUUGGGCGGCAACACCCGCACUCAUAUUGUCACUCAUUUAUUGCCCGAGACGCACUACGAUCUGAAGAUGCAGUCCUUCAACAUGCAGGGUACGUCUGAAUUCAGUCGAAUUGUGACGGCCAAGACCCAGGGUUCGACGAUCUUCACGCCAUCUUCUUCAACGAAUCGACAGCACAAUGGACCCCAUCGUGACUCGGACAUUAGCAACAGCAUAGGCCCGCUGGAUGUGGUCAGCUCUGAUACGGCAGUCACGAAUGAUACCCUCUACGUCGUGCUGGGCUCGGUCUUGGGUGGUCUGACGGUCCUGGUUGUCCUCCUAGUCGCACUCUAUCACUGCCGCCAGAGGAGCGCCGAGCGAGAACACGAUCGUUCCGUCUGGAAUGGUAAACCGGUGACGAAUGAAAAUGGCAAUACCAUCACGGCCUCGCCCAAUCAUCAGUACGUGCACCACCAUCACCACCACAAGAUGCACAACGGGUUCGCCGAUCAGCACCGGCCGCUCUACUCGUCGGUCGAUGGCGGCGGCCGUGAUCAUCCGGAUGAUCACGACGAGACGGCCGAGACGUCGUUUUGCGAUCGGACGCACCGAUCGUCUGGCGAUCUGCUCCGCUCCACCGACAGCCUCUCGCGCAAUUCGCUGAAGCGCGGCUACAUCCGCAAUGGAUCGACGCCCAGCCUCCAUCAGCAUCAUCCGGCUGGCCGGAAAGUGAUCGACUCCAACACUUUGCCUCUGCUAAUGCACGGCAACGGCAGCCGUCGCGAUCCGUGCCUGGAUGACGCCGAAUGGGAGGCCUCUGUUCCUCCGGCUGACAGCGAGAAAUUCAUCUGAGAGGAAACAAUCAAUUUUUUCGAUUCCAACCAGAUGAUGGCCCCCAGUUAACUGUGUACCUCAAGUCGAAUCUAGAGAAGAGUGCCAACGUCUUGCGCAAAUUCCUAACCGUUUUAAUAUGGAAAAGAAUGUGUGAUUAUUAUUAUUAUCUUAUUAAUUAUUCUUUUGUCUUACAUUUUCGGAUUCGCUCCGACGUUAACUCUCCAGUCCUUCCAAUUCAUAAGCUCAUUAUAAAACGUCCUCCGGACAUUUUCUUCUCUUUGAUUCUUUAAUUGUCUCGUCCCCAUGCCAUCAUAAUCCACAAUUCUGAUUGGUCUCUGAUUAUUCUAAUUUUAUAUUUGUAAAUAUGUAAAUGAAAAGCUGCUGCCAAUCGUUUUGUAUUAAUGUAUACGGACCAACCGACUCGUUGAAGCCCAGAUUUAUGUUUUUUUUUUUUAAAUUGAAAUAUAAAGAAAUCGGAACUCACUCAUUUUUUAAAACCUCA